This is a messenger RNA of Prunus armeniaca (apricot), 771 nucleotides long. The record is from the annotation of a GenBank genome assembly. NCBI's taxonomy places the organism in Eukaryota, Viridiplantae, Streptophyta, Magnoliopsida, Rosales, Rosaceae.
AUGGCCACCCAGAUUUCACCAUCUGAUGCUCCCCAACGAUCAGAGGAGUGGUUUGCUCUACGAAGGGACAAGCUCACGACAAGCACCUUCAGCACUGCCUUGGGAUUUUGGAAAGGGAACCGUCGGCCAGAGCUUUGGCAUGAGAAGGUAUUUGAAUCAGAGAAACAAAUUGUGGAAGCUUCUAAAAGAGCCAUGGAAUGGGGCGUACUCAAUGAAGAAGUGGCCAUCGGCAAGUACAAAAGCAUCACAGGUCGUGAAGUGAAUUCGUACGGAUUUGCAACCCACACAGAAGAGCGACUUGGUUGGGUUGGUGCCUCCCCUGAUGGUCUUCUUGAUGGUCUUAUCGAUUGCUUUCAAGGCGGUGGGAUACUGGAAGUGAAGUGUCCAUAUAACAAGGGCAAACCUGAGAAGGGUCUGCCCUGGUCAACUAUGCCGUUCUAUUACAUGCCUCAGGUGCAGGGUCAAAUGGAGAUAAUGGACAGAGAGUGGGUUGAUCUGUAUUGCUGGACACCAAACGGAAGCACUAUAUUCCGUGUGUGCAGGGACCGUAGUUACUGGAACUUGAUGCAUGGAAUUUUAAGGGAAUUUUGGUGGGAAAAUGUGAUUCCUGCAAGGGAAGCUCUGUUGUUGGGGAAGGAAGAAGAGGCCAAGCAAUAUAUCCCAACUUCUACACACAAGCAAACAGGGCUUGCAAUUGUUAAGAGCUUGAAGUUAGCCAGUGAGGCUAAGUUGUUGUGUAGAGAAAUUGCAGGUCACGUUGAAUUUUUCUAG